UCAGGUGGGAACUAAACCAUCAGGUGACGGGUAACUUGACCUAGGCCUGGAAAUUCUUUCAUUGACUGCUGAUGAAAUCAGCCUGGCACAUUUCCGCAUCUUCGGCACUUCUAGCCACAGAAAUAUGUGCUUUCUCUGCCCACUUGCCUGCUGCGGCUGCUCCUCAUCGAAGCCUUGCCAAAAGAAAGGAAAGCAGCAGCAGGUGCAGCACCAGCCGGACGUCCUGGCGAACGUGAUUUCCCAGGAGUCAGGCUACUUCAACCAGGUGACCACCAGCCAGCAAUCGCUACCCAGCAUGAGCCCCAGUGCAGUGUCACUGCCUCACCAGAUUGACACGUCCAGCACCUUGAGCUCCUUGGCCGGCGAGGUGGAUCUGUACGAUAUGGAAGCUUGGUGGCUCAAAAGGGCCUCCAUCGAGGAUUACUUAUCCAUAGUAUCUCAAAGGAAUUGAUUUUCGUAUCGAUCCACUACAUUAAUGUACGAAUUAGAAAGAUGUUCGUUAAGAGCCCUUAUAUUUAAUGAAACAAGAAGACAAUCCUUUUCCGCCUCUGC
Messenger RNA from Drosophila sechellia, 552 nucleotides. RefSeq lists its product as uncharacterized. The transcript has a single exon. The record is from RefSeq and is a predicted model, not a curated record. NCBI's taxonomy places the organism in Eukaryota, Metazoa, Arthropoda, Insecta, Diptera, Drosophilidae. Bases 125 to 451 code for a protein of 108 amino acids.